Linum tenue is the source of this 1931-nucleotide messenger RNA. NCBI's taxonomy places the organism in Eukaryota, Viridiplantae, Streptophyta, Magnoliopsida, Malpighiales, Linaceae. The record is from the annotation of a GenBank genome assembly.
AGGACCUGAGAAUCUCUCCAAUUACCAAGGAAGGACGACAAAACCCCCUUUGGCAGCCGCACUAUAAAAUCCCCCUCCCAAUCCUCCCUUCAAUCGGCACUGCGAAUGAGCGAAACCGUAAGAAACUCCUCCUCCUUGUAACCCUUUCCUUUUUCCUCUCUGUUCUCUUCUCCGAGGCUCCCUCUGCCUCCAAAUAAUAACAAAUAAUAAAAAAAACCUUCUUGGUCCUUCUUCCCCUGCUAUUUUCCCCUAUAUUAGCUUAGCUAUAUAUAUAUAUACAUAUAAGGACAAGAUGACGAUCCGCAUUGAGCAAUCCGAGGCCGUCAACAACGCUGCUCCCGUUGUGGAGCAGAAGAACAAAGUCGUCGGAGAAGAGAAGGAGGAAUUGGUGUUGGAUGGUGGGUUUGUGGUGCCGGACAAAGUCGUCUCCAGCCAUGGGUUCGCCGCCCCGGAUAUCAACGCCUUCGGCAAUUCGUUCAGGAACUACAAUGCAGAGAACGAGAGGCAGAAGACGGUGGAGAAUCUGUACAGGGAGCAACACACUACCCAGACCCUUGAUUUCGUGAAGAAGAUGAGGGCAGAGUACGGGAAGCUGAACAGGGCAGAAAUGAGCAUAUGGGACUGCUGCGAGCUGCUCAACAGCGUGGUGGACGACAGCGACCCGGAUUUGGACGAGCCCCAAAUCCAGCAUCUGCUGCAGUCCGCCGAGGCAAUCCGCAAGGACUACCCUAACGAGGAUUGGCUCCACCUGACCGCCCUUAUCCACGAUCUUGGGAAGAUUCUGCUUCUGCCACAGUUUGGUGGGCUGCCCCAAUGGGCCGUGGUGGGUGACACUUUCCCUCUGGGUUGUGCUUUUGACGAGUCCAAUGUUCACCACAAGUACUUUGCUGAGAAUCCCGACAGCAAGAACCCAAUCUACAGCACCAAGAAUGGAGUUUACAAGGAAGGAUGUGGCCUUGACAGUGUCUACAUGUCGUGGGGCCACGAUGACUACAUGUACCUGGUGGCCAAGGAGAACAAGACCACCUUGCCUUCAGCUGCAUUGUUCAUCGUCAGAUACCACUCGUUCUACCCUUUGCACAAGCACGGGGCGUACAAGCACCUGAUGAACAAGCAGGACGAGGAGGAUAUCAAGUGGCUCCACAUCUUCAACAAAUAUGAUUUGUACAGCAAGAGCAAGGUCCAUGUUGAUGUUGCAGCAGUCAAGCCAUACUACCAAUCCCUCAUUGCCAAAGUAAGUACAGCAAAAUCUCUACUGGGCCUUUGGGCCUGCAUUUCCUAUUGGGCUUCAUUAAUCACUCUUUGUUUCUUUAAUUUUGGAUUCUAAUGAUGAUAUUUUUUGGGUUGGGCAGUAUUUCCCAGAGAAACUGAGAUGGUGAUUUGGCAACGAGGAAGAGGAAGGAGGUUCAUGUCUUUGGAAGAGAGUAGUGGUGCCCAUGAAAGCUUUUCUCCCUCUUUUGCUUUCUUCUUUUUUUCCCCAAUAUCUCUUGUUGUUUUUUUUUUCUUUUCUUAAGAGGGUGAGGGGCUUAAAUAUAAUUAGUAAAGCUUUUGUGGUAUGAAUGAAUGUUGGAAGAGAAAGUUUGCUCAUCACUCCCUCUCUUCCAUUAUGUUAUUUUAUUAUUAUAAUAUUAAAAAGGAAAAAAAUUACCAGGAAAAUUAUUUUCGAAGAAGUUGUCCUAAUUUAAUUGAGCGGGCUUGCUCACCAAAUAAAGAAGUAAGCUAAGUUGUCAUGUUUUAAUUGGCACCAUGGUCCAUGGAUCAGUCUGGUAAGCUCAGUUGGCGGUUGAGCCCAGAUCCAGUUGUUGAAAUAACAGUAAGCCGAGGCCCAGAUAAAGACGGUUAUCCUUUUUUAUGACGGGGCAUCAAAACAAGUGAAGUCAUAUAACGUUCUCACACGUCAACACUUCAAAGUUAAUGCUUUUGAAUAGUUA